CAUCUGAAGAACAACCAGUGAUGACUGCUCAGCAACAAUCAGUGGUUGAAGCACUUGAAAAACAGCAGCCAUCAGUGGUCCCCCAACAAUGUCAAAGAGAGGGAGAAACAUCAGUAAAUGAACAAACCGGUGUUACUCUUCAACGAUAUGCUGAACAGUUAGCAGAGUCGACACCACAAAACAAAGAAGUAGCAUGUCAGGAACUAAAAAAUGGAAUAGCAGAAGCUGAGUCUAAUUCCCAGCCAGUACGCCGCAGAAGAGGACGGCCACCAAAGAAAGGAAAAUGUCCACAGCAGCCAGUGAAAGAAAUACUUGAGUCGCUAUCUUCUGAUAUUAGGACCGAGCAAGAUGUGGCAAAUUCCCCUUUAUUAAGUGAAGAAGAGGUUGAGGUCUCUUCUACAGUCGAUACAAUGAAUACAACUGCAUCUGAGUAUCCACAAGCAUUUCCAGUUAAGCCUACAAACACUUCAUCCAUUGUCACUUCAUCAGUCCAGGAGAGAGUGCACACUGCUUCAGGAGAUGUAGGUGAGAGUAAUGUUGGAUCUUUGUCUGUUUCAGUAGCAUCUUUUUCUAGAGGACGUUCCUCUGAAAUAGGAAAACCAUCUGUAUCUCAACAGCUUGCCAUGGAAACGGAAGCUCCAUCCAUUGAAGUGUCAUCUGCAACUGAAUCAUUAAACUCUACACCAGCGGAGUCACGACAAGCACCAUUAGUUCAGCUUAGAGCACGCCGUACCUCUGUAACUCUGCAGGAUGCAAUUCUACUAGUUGAAGCCAUGAAUCAGUCAACGGAGGAAAAUACACUCUCCUCUCCAAAGAGACUGGCAGCACCACCCCAAAGCCAGCAAGCUCCCAGUGUGUGUACCUUACAAACUGUGGAUGAGGUCCCAGCUGAGCCACAGACACCACCGCUUCUCAUUCAAACUUUUGAAGCUGCAGGCAGUCAACACAUAACAGAGACUGCAGCACAAUUGACAAAUACACUUAGUGCCAGUCCUCGGGUUACAAAUUCCACUCCAACCAAUGAAGCUCGAACCCACAUUAAGGCUGUCAUACCUCAACAACAUGUGGUCACUCUUCCUUUCAAUACUGUUUCACUGCCAAUGUCAUCAUCAACUGCUGCAACUCAAACAAAUGCGCAGUCACAGCAGCUCCUUCCCCAUCCUCUCAAAACAUCUGCAGCACCAAGUGAACAGAGUAAAGCCGCACCUCAUAAAAUAAUUAUUGUGCCAAGAUCAGUACCCUCAUUAAUACAUCAUAAAAUUACAUGCCUUUCUGCAACCAAGCUUCCUACUUUUGUGUCAACAGUUGUGGCUGCACAGAAUACUAGUUUACUUCCACCUUCUCCAGCUGCAAGCUUACCUCUUGGAAAACCUUCCUUUUCCCCUGUCCCUCAAGAAAAAAAAAAUGUUACCUCCAGAAAGUUGUUUCCUGUUGUCCUGUCACAAUCGACCAGCACCUCAACAGACCAGAAGUCAGGGAUUCUACCACAACCAAAAAUGACAAUUACAGUUCCGAGAUAUGUGCCAGCUGUGGCCUCAAGGACACAUCAGUCACAGACAGUUGUUCUUACAAGGGAGAAGGGAUCAGCAGGACCAGCGGCUUCUGUGACAGUAUCAUCGUCACAGUUAAUGUCUUCGUCGCAGGAGUUAACGGUGUCUGUGGAUGCACGAACCACUUCAAAUGGAGUGGUUAUGAUAUCGUCUCAAAAUAGGGUUAAUACAACUGACCACAUGGAAUCUCCUAAACAAACUUGUUCCAGUUUAAAAAUGUCCGUUCCAACUGGGCUAGUGCCAGCUUAUGUGUCUCCACUGGAACAGAAGCUCUCACCAAUGGUCAGAUUAACCAAGCUGCCAUUUUCAGUUUCAAUCAAAGAAUCAGUGCUGGUCUCAAGAGUGCUUCCAAAUAGUUGCUCUGAAACUCAGUCUCUUCUGAAUGAGAGUACCACACAAGAGAAACUAUCAUCUGUAGUCUUAUCAACACAGCCAUCAGAGAUGCCAAUGGUAUUCACAGACAUUUGUCCCAGUUUAAAGAAAACUUCUGUAUCUGUAAACACCUCUCAGAUAUCAGAAGAGCAAAAUGAUAUUCAAGAAAUGGCAUUGUCAUCCUCUGAAACGUGCACCAUUUUGGGAGAGUCAUAUGUCAGCAGGUAUGUGCACCCAUCUACACCACCCAAGGUGACAGCACCGGUCUUGGAGAAGUCAGCAGCAGCAGCCAUCGGCAUGACUGAACCUUCAGCUUCUAAUUUUGUGGAGGAAAUUAUCAGUAAUGCAGUUCAAGACUGUGCACUACCUAAUGACCCCCUCACAGAAGACAGUCAAUCAGCUGCCCUCGUACAGCUAACCUCUAUCACAUCCAAGGACACAUCUGAAUCUGAUAUACGGAUUACUAAAACCCAGUUCCUGGCACAGCUGGCAGUGUUACCUAUAGUUCAAGCCCCAGAAAAGGCCUCCACUAAUGACUGUACGGAUGCCAGAGCUUCUAGUGCAGAAACCUCCACCAGUGGCAAUACUCACUUACAGAAAAACUCCCUUGUGGCCCGACUCCGAAGUCACCUCAAAACUCACUUGCAAACUAGAGGAACUAAAACAAAUUCAGAACUUCGCACAGAAACAGAAGCCACCACUGUAAGCCCUAAGAAACUUAGAUUAGAGGAUGAUAGUCCAAAUGAUAAAAACACAACCAGUGAAUGUAUUCCCAAUAGCCUUAAAAGGCCAGGUGUGGUUGAAGAUGUUACAUCUCUCAAUAAGGCUACUAAUAACCCCAUUCCCAGUAGUCCAAGGAGAACUGGACCCUGUAAAGAUGCUUUUAGACCCAAGAGGAGUGUUAGCGAACCAACUAAGUCAAAGACUACUAGUGAAUCCACACCAAGGAGGUUUAGUUCAGGGAGAGAUGGUGUAGGCUCUAAAAAUACUAAACCCACUUCUGUUAGUCCUCGAGGGUCUAGUUCAUCAAAAGAUGAUGCAAGCCCCAAAAAUACUAAAAAUGGCACUAGCCCUAAAAAUGCAAAAUCCACUUCUGUGAGCCCUAAGAGGACUGGUUUGACUAGAGAAGGUGCUAGUCUUAAAAAGACUGAAUCCUCUGCUGUUAGUCCUGGGACAUCAAGUUUGAGUGAAAAUGGUACAAGCCCUAAAAUGUCUGAAUUGAUUUCUGUCAUCCAUAGAAAGUCUACUUUCACUCAAGACAGUUCUAGCACUAAACAGAUUAAAAGGGAAUCCAGUUCUUUCAGUCCUAGGAGGAGAACCACAGGUACUGCUAUAGCUACAACAAAGAGUGAAACCUGUUCGCCAAGUGUUAGGUGGCCUAAACUGGUUAAAGAUGGUGUCAGUUCUAGAAAGACAAGGGAAUCUACUCCUUCUAAAAAACCCAGAUUAAUUCAAGAUGGUACUGCUCCUAAAAGGAAUGCAAGAGUUUUGAAUGCUAAGAAGUUAGCUAAAGCGGCAAAAGCCAAAACCAUAGCUAAAAUGAAAAAUUCCAAUCAGUCCAAACUGCAGAAUCGAGCUAAAACAAGCCAGUUAGCAGAGAACAAGGCUAGCUGUGAGGCUGUAAGAAAAUAUACAACUAAAGCUGUGUGGAUUCCUCCCAGGAUUCCAGCCAGUAAAACACCAUCAGCAGGUGGAAAGAGGUCAUCACUGUUAUCAGUAAAGAAAGAGAAAAGAUCCCCAAAAUCCCAGAAUCUUACGGUAGUUUACCCCCCCAGUAUUUCUCUCCACCCCAUACCUGUCAAAGCACCACCUAUUAUAUCACCACUACAGCCCUUGUCAGUCAUUGGUGGGCGUCUGCUAAAAAAUCAGUGUGGGGAGUGCGGCCGUGUCCUCAGUAGCAGUGCUGCCCUUGAGAGCCAUGUAAGUCUUCAUACAGGACGUCGACCUUUUUCAUGCACACUCUGUGGGAAGAGCUUCCCAGACUCCAAGGGUCUUAAACGGCAUGGCCGGGUGCACCGCAAUGGUAGGAUCCAUACCUGCCAGCAGUGCGGCAAGGGCUUUGUGUAUCGUUUUGGCCUCACCAAACACCUACAGAUGGUGCACAGUAGGAUUAAACCUUUUGUCUGCCAGAUCUGCAACAAAGGAUUCUUCACAAAGCGAGAUGUGGAAGCCCACAUACGGAUCCACACAGGGGAGAAACCAUUCCACUGCAACCUCUGUGACAAAAAAUUCACAAGGAGAGUAGAACUGAAUGUGCAUUUGAGGUGGCAUAACGGGGAGAAGAGACACUGGUGCCCAUUCUGUGGAAAAGGAUUUUUAGAUUUAAAUAACCUGAAAAGGCAUAAGUAUAUCCACACAGGAGAGAAACCACAUUCCUGCCCACACUGCCCCAAGCACUUCACACAGUCAGGCCACCUGAAAAAGCAUGUAAAAAAUGUACAUAAAAUUGAAUGAGAGAGGAGCAUAAAUGCCACUGUGUUCCACUGAGAAUUGUAUAGAUUUUUAUAAUGAGAGAUAUUUAGUCUUGUAAUGUGAGAAUAUUUUCCUUUCUUUGACACAGUGGAUUUCUAAAACAAAUGCAAAUAUGGAGUUGCAGCCCCAUUUUUUUUUAUCUA
Molecule: messenger RNA, 4537 nt
Organism: Seriola dumerili (greater amberjack)
Lineage: Eukaryota; Metazoa; Chordata; Actinopteri; Carangiformes; Carangidae
Exons: 2
Coding region: 21-4376 (1451 amino acids)
Biological process (GO): regulation of transcription by RNA polymerase II
Molecular function (GO): RNA polymerase II cis-regulatory region sequence-specific DNA binding; DNA-binding transcription factor activity
Source: RefSeq, a predicted model, not a curated record